Scomber japonicus (chub mackerel) is the source of this 4238-nucleotide messenger RNA. RefSeq names its product cell migration inducing hyaluronidase 1 (gene cemip). NCBI's taxonomy places the organism in Eukaryota, Metazoa, Chordata, Actinopteri, Scombriformes, Scombridae. The record is from RefSeq and is a predicted model, not a curated record. The transcript is spliced from 28 exons. Bases 86 to 4156 code for a protein of 1356 amino acids.
GUGAACUUGGCUCUUCCUACUCUGGAACCCCCUCUGAAGCUCACUAGGUGGUCUGUAGCAACCUUUGAAGGCCCCUGGUGUGAAGAUGGUCAGCAGUGGGUUAAGAGAGAUGAAGACAUGUGCCCUGUUUCUGGCAGCUCUGCUGCUCCCCAGCAUCCAAGCAGUGUGUCCAGAUAAGGAUCCAGGACUGCAGCCAUGGAUGCCGGGACACAGUGAAGACCACCGUGUUACUAUUGGUUAUGGCAGGAAGGUCCUCCUCACAACUUCAGCUACUGUCCACUCCAUCGAAAUCCUCAGUGGAGGAAAGCUGGUGAUUGCUGACACCAACCGGCCCAUACUGCUUCGAACAAAACACAUUCUGAUUGGGAACAAAGGGGAACUACACAUCGGAAGCCCAGACUGUCCUUAUAAAGGCAACCUCACCAUCUCCCUGUUUGGAAGAUUGGAUGACAGUGAUCAGGAACACAGUUACUUUGGCCGGAAGUACAUUGGCGUAGGGACGGGAGGGACACUGGAGAUCCACGGAGCACAGAAGCUGUCGUGGACUUUCCUCAACAAGACCCUCCACCCUGGAGAGAGCAACCAAAACAACUACCUCUUCCAGAGAAGCUGGGGGAACAGAGGCAUCAUUAUCCACGUCAUCGACCCCAAGACCGGAGAGGUGCUGCGUGAUGACAGGUUUGACACAUACCGCAGUAAAGAUGAGAGUCGUCGCCUUGCAAAGUAUGUGGAUAGUGUGGAGGCGGGACUCAUAAUGGCCGUGGUGGUUAAUGACGAGGGCUCCAACAACUUAGAGGACUCAGCCAAGAAGAGCCUCUCCAGACUGGGCAGCCAGCACAUCAGCAGUCUGGGAUUUCGGCAUCCCUGGACUUUUAUAGUUGUGAAAGGUGAUGCUUCAUCUGUUGUGGAGGAUCACGCUGUUUAUCAAGGAACCAAGGCUUCCUCACAGGCCCGGAGCUCUCGUGGUUUCCAGUGGAGUUAUGGAGAGCAUUUCACCAUCACUGCCAGCAGUCAAUGGGUGCAAGAGGCAGAGUGGACAGAAUGGUUUGACAGGGAUGAUGAAAGGGGAUCUGGAGAUUGGGAGAAAUUAUCGGACCUACAUGAGGCUUAUCCAGACCGGCUGUGUAGCAGUCCACUGGACAUCCAGGCUGAAACCCUUGAUGGCAUACCUUCCAACCAGACAGGAGACGUGAUCCAUAAGAAAACCAAGGACUAUGGUUUUGUCUGUCUCAACAAGGACCAGGCUCAUGGCCUCUGUCGCAACUACAGAGUCCGUUUCCUUUGUGGAAAACUUGUUCGUCCACAGGCCUCCAUUACCAUCGACAUGCUGUCCAACAGCAGCAUCCUGGAGCUGGCUGACCAUCCAGAGGGCUGGGGAUCUGGGGAUCGGGUGGUGGUGGCCAGUACUGACUACUCCAUGCACCAGGCUGAGGAGUUCACCCUGCUUCCCUGCUCUACCUGCAAACCCAACCAGGUCAAGGUCCAAGGUAAGGCCCAGUUCAUCCACAUGGGUGAGGAGGUGAAUGGAGUGGAUAUGAGGGCGGAGGUCGGCCUGCUGAGUCGUAACAUCCUGCUCCGUGGUGAGAUGGAACCUGCCUGCUAUGGCAAUGAGCUCUGCAAAUUCUUUGAUUUCGACACUUUCGGAGGACAUUUGAAGGUAGAGCGAGGCUUCAGAGCAGUUCAUAUAUCUGGCAUGGAGCUUCAGCACAUGGGUCAGCAGACAAUGGGGCACUAUCCCGUCCACUUCCAUAUGAAUGGUGACGUGGACGAGAGGGGAGGCUACAACCCCCCCACCUUCGUCAGUGAUCUAUCCAUCCACCACUCCUUCUCUCGCUGUGUAACCAUCCAUGCCUCCAACGGACUACUGGUAAAGAAUGUAGUAGGCUACGAUUCGCUGGGACACUGUUUUUUCACAGAGGAUGGACCGGAGGAGAGGAACACAUUCGACCACUGCCUAGGUAUGAUGGUGCGAGCGGGGAGUCUGCUGCCGUCAGACAGAAACAGCAAAAUGUGCCGUUAUAUCACUGAAGGAGCCUACCCAGGAUAUGUAGCCAACCCACGCCAAGACUGCAGUGCAACUUCGACUUUCUGGAUCGCCAAUCCCAAUAACAACCUCAUCAACUGUGCAGCUGCAGGCUCAGAGGAAACAGGUUUCUGGUUUAUUUUCCACCAUGUGCCCACUGGACCAUCAGAGGGUCUUUACUCUCCUGGACACACUGAACAUGUACCUAUGGGCCACUUCACCAACAACAGAGCUCAUUCCAACUACAGGGCUGGAAUAAUCCUUGAUAAUGGAGUAAAGACCACCCAGGCAAACGACAAGGACAAGAGACCUUUCCUGUCUCUGGUUGGAGCCAGGUAUGGCCCCCAUCAGGAUGCUGACCCUUUCAAACCCAGAGUCCCCGCCCUCAUCCACCACCUGGUAGCCUAUAAGAACCAGGACCACGGAGCCUGGCUGAGAGGAGGGGAUGUGUGGUUGGAUGACUGCCAAUUCGCCGAUAACGGUAUUGGCCUCACUCUGGCGAGUGGAGGAACGUUUCCAGAUGAUGACGGCUCUCGUCAGCAGGUGAAGAACUCACUGUUUGUGGGUGAAAGUGAUAAUCGUGGGAUGUCUCUCCCUGACAACCAUAUCUGGGGUCCAGGAGGUGCUGACCACACCGGCAGGACCCUACCACGUGGCAUUGAUUUCCCCAUCCGUGGCAUGCAGAUCUACGACGGGCCAAUCAACGUGCAGAAUUGUACAUUUCGUAAAUACACUGCACUGGAUGGACGACACACCAGUGCUUUCGGCUUCAGGCUCAACAACUCGUGGCAGAGCUGCCCCAACAAUAACGUCACUGACAUCACUUUCGACCAAGUACCUAUCACAUCUCGGGUGUUUUUUGGGGAGCCUGGUCCCUGGUUUAAUAAGAUGGAGAUGGACGGGGACAAGACGACCAUCUUCCACGAUAUUGAUGGCUCGGUCAGCGAAUAUCCUGGAGCGUUCCUGGUCAAAGAGGACAACUGGCUGCUCCGCCACCCUGACUGCAUCGAUGUACCUGACUGGAAGGCCGCUAUCUGCAGCGGCAACUAUGCUCAGAUCUACGUCCAGACACGUUACCCUGCCAACCAGAACAUGUACAUGGUGAAGGACGAGUACCCUGAUCGGCCCCUCACACUAGAGGGCGCUCUGGGGAAGAGGAAGCACUACCAGCAGUUCCAGCCAGUGAUCACACUAGCUAAAGGCUACACCAUCCACUGGGACCAGGUGGCUCCUGCUGAGGUCACCAUCUGGCUCAUCAACUUCAGCAAAAAUGACUGGAUCAGUGUGGGCCUCUGCUACCCACAAGGCACCACCUUCACCAUCCUCUCUGACAUCCACAACCGCCUGACCAAACAGACCCGCAAGACUGGAGUCUUCAUGAAGACUACACAGAGGGACAAGAUCAACCACUCCCACCUGGCCAGAGGCUAUUACUACUGGGAGGAAGACACUGGCCUGCUGUUCCUGAAGGUGAAGGCUCACAACGACAGAGAGCAGUUUGCCUUCUGCUCCAUCAAGGGAUGUGAGAGAGUAAAGAUCACAGCCAUCAUCCCUAAAGGCAGCCCACCCAGCAACUGCAUGGCCCAGGCCUAUCCCAGACACUCUGAGCUUCCUGUUGUAGAUGUUCCCAUGCCCAGAAAGAUUUCCAACGCCAGGCUGCACUCAGCAGAACAUUUCCUCGAGGUCAAACUAGAGUCCUACAACACUCGAUUCUUCCACAUCAAGGAGGACUUUGCUUUCACUGAGGUGAAUGGCAGGAAGCUGUACCAACCAGAUGAUGGGGUUCAGCUGACUGUAAUCGACGGGCAUGAUGGGAAAGUGGUGGAGAGCAAAGGCUUCAGGAACUCAAUCCUACAAGGCAUUCCUACUCAGCUGGACAAAUACAUCAGUGGACUGAGAGACGGUUCUGUUGUUCUCGUGACGUCUAAAGGCCGUCUGGUGACUCGAGGAGCCUGGACUAAAGCCCUGGAGAGACUUGGAGCAGACAAAGGCAUCAAACUGAAAGAUAAGCUGGCAUUUGUGGGCUUCAAGGGCUCCUUUAAACCUGACUGGGUCCAUCUGGAGGCAGACACUGACCGAGCCAAGAUCCAUCAGGUCCUGCCUGUCCCUGUGGUCCACAAGAUGAAGCUAUGAGUGGCAGACAGAGUGGGGCAGACAACCAAGAGACUAUGUAGUCCCCAUAUACUGGCACUCAUACCCCCCCACAAGAAUGCAC